CCGCAGGCCACGCCUCCCGGACACGCCCCCGUCUGCCGUCCUGGUUCUUCCCUACAGCUUCAGCCUGCCUCGCGCAUCUUUCUGACCGCUGCUCCGUGCGUGAGCCACGUCUGACCGCUGGACGCGGGGCGCUCUCAAAGGAGCUCGUGGUCCGGCACGGUUCCAUCCGGCCAGGGUGCCCACGGCCGACCGGGCCGGGCCGCGGUCCUGGCGGUGGAGCGGAAAGGCGCGAGGAAAGGACCCGCGCCCGCCCCUCCAUCGCGGUGAGCCCGUGGUGUCUGAGAACACGCGGAAAAGCGGAUCGGUCUUGGCAGACUGGGCUCCGGCGCUGUACUGCGCGUGCGCCACGGUGCUAGCCGCGGGAGGCGGCGGUAAUUACCGAUUGUCCUGCUUGGAGGAGGCGCGGCAACCCGUGGCCGAGGGGCUGCCCGCCUCAUGAUUCCGCCGCUGCUCCGCGCCCUGUAAAGGCUUCUCGGAGACCCGAUCCGGGUGGGUUCCUAGCUCCCUCGGACCGCCCGCGGGGAACCGAACCUGCGCACGGGACCGGGGACACGGGGAGAGGAAGGUGCCAUGGCCACAGAUUUAGCUGUAAUCAUGAUCCUGACCUUUGCCCUUUGGGUCACAAAUCCCCUUCAUGAACUUCAAUCAACAGCUGCUUUCUCUCAGACAACUGAGAAAGUUAAGUCAAAUUGGGAGCCUGGCAUUAAUGUUGACUUGGCGGUUAGUAUGCAGCGACAUCAUCUGCAACAGCUUUUCUACCGCUAUGGAGAGAAUGAUUCCUUGUCUGUUGAAGGGUUCAGAAAAUUGCUUCAGAACAUAGGCAUAGACAAGAUUAAAAGAGUCCACAUACACCAUGACCAUGAGCAUCACUCUGACCACGAGCAUCACUCGGACCGUGAGCAUCACUCGGACCAUGAGCAUCAUUCUGACCACGAGCAUCAUUCUGACCAUGAGCAUCAUUCUGACCGUGAGCACCAUUCCCACCGCACUCAUGGUAAAAACAAUCGGAAAACCUUUUGCCCAGACCAUGACUCCGAUAGUUCAGGUAAAAAUCCUAGAACCAGCCAAGGGAAAGGAUCUCGCCCACCAGAGCGCAUGAAUGGUAGAAGGAAUGUCAAGGAUAGUACAGGCUCAAGUGAAGUGACCUCAGCUGUGUACAACGCUGUCUCUGAAGGAACUCACUUUCUUGAGACAAUAGAGACUCCGAAACCUGGGAAACGCCCCAAAGAUGUAAACCCUUCUACCCCGCCCAGCAUCACAGAGAAGAGCCGAGUGGGCCGGCGGCUUGCUAGUAGGAAAAGCAAUGAGUCUGUGAGUGAGCCCAGAAAGAGCUUUAUGUAUUCCCGAAACACAAAUGACAAUAUUCAGGAGUGCUUCAACGCAACAAAGCUGCUCAAUUCCCAUGGCAUGAACAUCCAGGUUCUGUUGAAUGCAACAGAGUUUAACUAUCUUUGUCCAGCCAUCAUCAAUCAAAUUGACGGUCGGUCUUGCCUGAUACAUACAGCAAGUGAGAAGAAGGCGGAAAUCCCUCCAAAGACCUAUUCUUUACAAAUAGCCUGGCUCGGAGGCUUCAUAGCCAUUUCCAUCAUCAGUUUCCUGUCUCUGCUGGGCAUCGUCUUGGUACCACUCAUGAACCGGGUGUUUUUCAAGUUCCUGCUGAGCUUCCUCGUGGCACUGGCUGUCGGGACUCUGAGCGGCGACGCUCUGUUACAUCUUCUCCCACAUUCUCACGCAAGUCACCACCACAGUUAUAGCCAUGAAGAACCAGCAAUGGAAAUGAAAAGAGGUCCACUGUUCAGCCACCUGUUGGCUCAGAACAUAGAAGAAAGCACCUAUUUUGACUCCACGUGGAAAGGUCUGACCGCUCUAGGGGGCUUAUAUUUCAUGUUUCUUGUGGAACACGUGCUCACGUUGAUCAAGCAAUUUAAAGAUAAGAAAAAAAAGAAUCAAAAGAAACCUGAAAAUGAUGAGGACGCGGAGAUCAAGAAGCAGCUGUCCAAAUAUGAAUCCCAGCUUUCCACAAAUGAGGAGAAGGUGGACCCAGGUGAACGACCUGAAAGCUAUCUGCGAGCAGACUCCCAAGAGCCCUCCCCCUUCGAUUCUCAGCAGCCAGCGAUGUUGGAAGAGGAAGAGGUCAUGAUAGCCCACGCACACCCACAAGAUGUCUACAAUGAAUACGUGUCUAGGGGCUGUAAGAACAAGUGCCAUUCACACUUCCAUGACACACUGGGCCAGUCAGAUGACCUCGUUCACCACCACCACGACUACCAUCACAUUCUGCACCACCACCACCACCAGAACCACCACCCCCACAGCCACAGCCAACGCUAUUCUCGAGAAGAGCUGAAGGAUGCUGGCGUUGCCACUUUGGCCUGGAUGGUGAUCAUGGGCGAUGGGCUGCACAAUUUCAGUGACGGCCUUGCUAUUGGUGCUGCUUUCACUGAGGGCCUGUCCAGUGGGCUAAGCACCUCUGUUGCUGUGUUCUGUCAUGAACUACCUCAUGAACUAGGUGACUUUGCUGUCUUGCUAAAGGCUGGCAUGAACGUCAAGCAGGCUGUGCUCUAUAACGCCCUGUCAGCCAUGCUGGCCUAUCUUGGCAUGGCGACAGGGAUCUUCAUCGGGCAUUAUGCAGAAAAUGUUUCUAUGUGGAUAUUUGCACUCACUGCCGGCUUGUUCAUGUAUGUCGCUCUGGUGGACAUGGUGCCUGAGAUGCUGCACAAUGAUGCCAGCGAUCACGGAUGCAGCCGUUGGGGGUAUUUCUUCCUGCAGAAUGCUGGGAUCCUUCUGGGUUUUGGAAUUAUGUUACUCAUUUCCAUAUUUGAACAUAAAAUUGUGUUUCGUUUAAAUAUGUAAUUAGGUUCUAAACCCUAGAGCAGCUUAAAGAGAUAUUGCUGUUUGUAGUUUGAGUAGAUGCUAGAAAUAUGUUCAAAUGCUGUGAUACACAGCAUUUAAAACUAGUGGGUUUUGUGAUUUUUGUAUCGAAUUUGCCAUUUGUUACACUUAUAAAGUCAGUUACGUUUGGUAACAAAGGUACGAUUUAAUAUUUAAGUUAUUCUUUUUUUGGAAAUGUAAAUUCUAUGUGUGAUCCACCAAUAUACCAGUUUACUGUAUGUUUUGGCAUGCCAUGUUCUGUAUAUUUUAGAGAAUGUGUCUUUAAUGCUCUUCUGUACAACUUCAGCAGUAGUUCCCUGCUGGUGUGAGGCCCCGUGGUGAGGAAGAAUGGGCACAGAUGCCAACAGUUUGGCCUGAGCGUAGCCAAGAAAUAGGAGCAAAGACUAAUUGGAGGACUGGGUAGGAGUACAUGGCUUAGAGAAAUCACAGCAUCGGUUGCGAUGUAGAGGGGUUCUAGAUGUGUUUUAAAGGGCACACUUAGUGCGGCGUACAUGUGUGAACAUCUGUCAGACCAUUAAUGUCCCUGCAGAAACAGUGGGCACUUGCAGUACACUUACUUUGGUUGUACAUUUGUUUGUAUAACAAGAAGUCUAAAUAUAAUUAGUCCAAGCAAGGUGUCACUCAACUGAGAAACUAAGGUUUUAAAUUUGUGUUUGGAGAUAGGCAGAUGAGCAGCUAGUGUGUUACCAGAAGACUGGGUUUUCACCAAGCUAUGUUUGUUACACUCAGAGUUACACGUUUGGGCUUCUGGUUGUCUAGGUUCCCAAAUGGCGAGUAUUAAAACCUUAGCAUGAAGACGGUAAGACACAUUCUGAAUAUAUUUUGACUUCUUGGCUUCAGAAAGCACUUAGCUCUCCUUCAGUGCUUUAAAAUGUCAUUGUGAACAACUGUCCUUUCACGUAUGACACUGUGGGUACAUUAGGGCUGUCUGUGGCACUGUCUAGAUGUUUCUUAAAAAAAAAAAUAAAAGUAUCAACUCAG
Molecule: messenger RNA, 3873 nt
Organism: Meriones unguiculatus (Mongolian gerbil)
Lineage: Eukaryota; Metazoa; Chordata; Mammalia; Rodentia; Muridae
Gene: Slc39a6
Product: solute carrier family 39 member 6
Exons: 10
Coding region: 571-2853 (760 amino acids)
Biological process (GO): intracellular zinc ion homeostasis; zinc ion import across plasma membrane
Cellular component (GO): membrane
Molecular function (GO): zinc ion transmembrane transporter activity
Source: RefSeq, a predicted model, not a curated record